AUGACAUCAUUUGAGAAGAACUUUAAAAUGAAAAACAAAAUCUCUCCUCUUUACUACCUUUUAAUCUGUACAUAGAGGUAAAAAUUGCAGAAAAAAUUAACACUUCAACACUUUCCUUGAUAGUUUUUAUGCUUAAUUCGAUUUUGGUAUUUUAUGGUUGAUAAUAUACAAGAGAUUUACACAUUCGGUACAUUUUAGUAACUCUCAUUCAAUGGAUCAAAUUUUGUAAAUUAUUCAAUUUUAUAAAAAAGUAAUUGUUCUAAAAUGCAUAUCAUAUUUUUUAUUUGUUUUCUAAAUAUAUUCAUUACGUUUAUUGGGAGCGAACCAACCUGCGAUGAAAUACUUCCAAAAGAAUUAAAACAAGAAAUUCAGAGUUAUCAAGCAAUUGUGGAUCGGAUUAUUAAAGAAGUUCUUAGUGGAGGGUACCAAAACAAAACUUACGAUGAGCUGGCGUUGUUUACCGAUACAUUUGGAAGUCGAAUAGCAGGUUCAGAUAAUUUGGAAAACGCAAUUGAUUAUACUUUAAAAAAGUUACAAAAUAUAGGCUUGGAAAAUGUUCAUGGCGAGAAAGUUGAUGUGCCUCACUGGGUUAGGGGAUUUGAAUCAGCCGAAUUAAUUCAACCCAGACACCAAAAAUUAAAUAUGUUAAGUUUGGGCUAUAGUGUAGGAACUCCACCUGAAGGAAUAACCGCGGAAGUAGUUGUAUUUAGAUCGUUUGAAGAAAUGUAUGUUAAUGCAGCAUAUGCGAAAAAUAAGAUCGUUGUUUUUAACGAAAAGUAUACCACUUAUGGCGAAACAGUAGAAUAUCGUUCCAAAAGUGCUUCAUAUGCAGCUCAUUAUGGAGCUUUAGCUGUAUUGAUUGCAUCUGUUACACCAUUUUCAUUGGAUACACCCCAUACUGGUAUGCAAAGCUACAUGGAUAAUGUUACACAAAUACCAGCUGCCUGUAUAACUCAUGCCGAUGCUCAUAUGUUGGCACGAAUGCAAAAGCGGAAAACUAAACUUGUAAUAAAGCUAAUAAUGAGUGCACAAAAUUUACCCAAUAGAGUAUCAAGAAAUGUUAUCGCAGAUAUAACCGGAAAUCAAUAUCCAAGCAAUGUGGUUAUCGUAUCUGGUCAUAUAGAUAGUUGGGAUGUUGGACAAGGUGCAAUGGACGAUGGUGGUGGUGCCUUUAUUUCAUGGAAUGCAUUAGGUCUUUUAAAAAAACUUGGUCUUCGAGCGAGAAGAACAAUAAGAUCAAUUUUAUGGACAUCUGAAGAGUUUGGUUUAAUUGGCGCAGCAGCUUAUUUUAAAAGUUUUGAUAUAAAAUCUAUAAAUUUAAUUAUGGAAUCGGAUUUGGGUACUUUCAAACCUCUUGGGUUUGAUUUUGCUGGAAAUUUAAAAUCAUCAUGCAUCGCCCAAGAAAUUUUAAAGCUCUUCAAAUCGAUCGAUCUAACUUAUUUUAAAAAAUCGUCCAGUAAUUCCGUCGGAAGUGAUAUUGAAUUAUGGACGCGUGUUGGUGUACCUGGUAUUUCGUUGAAAACAUUGGAUGAAAAAUAUUUUUGGUUUCAUCAUACUAAUGCUGAUACAAUGGAUGUGGAAAAUCCGAAUGAAUUAGAUUUAUGUACGGCCGUUUUUGCUGCAACUUCGUAUGUUGCUGCUGAUUUAAGUAUCAAUUUCCCUCAGCAAAUUAACAAUACACUAGUUGAUAUUAUGAGACAAAAACAAAAAACUCCUUUGGCUCCGCCUCAAUAA
Molecule: messenger RNA, 1734 nt
Organism: Chrysoperla carnea
Lineage: Eukaryota; Metazoa; Arthropoda; Insecta; Neuroptera; Chrysopidae
Product: carboxypeptidase Q-like
Exons: 7
Coding region: 265-1734 (489 amino acids)
Biological process (GO): peptide catabolic process; proteolysis
Molecular function (GO): metallodipeptidase activity
Source: RefSeq, a predicted model, not a curated record